Penicillium soppii is the source of this 3015-nucleotide messenger RNA. RefSeq names its product calcium-transporting ATPase. The transcript has 5 exons. The record is from RefSeq and is a predicted model, not a curated record. Lineage: Eukaryota; Fungi; Ascomycota; Eurotiomycetes; Eurotiales; Aspergillaceae. Bases 1 to 3015 code for a protein of 1004 amino acids. Gene Ontology annotation, molecular function: ATP binding; P-type calcium transporter activity; ATP hydrolysis activity. Gene Ontology annotation, cellular component: membrane. Gene Ontology annotation, biological process: calcium ion transmembrane transport; intracellular calcium ion homeostasis.
AUGGAGAACGCCUUUCUCCGUACUUCAGCGGAAGCGCUGGAGCACUUCAAGGUGUCUGAGCAGACCGGUCUGUCCCAGGAUGCGGUCUUUAAGUCCAGACAGCAGCAUGGCCCCAAUGCCCUUGCUGAAGAACCCCCAACUCCCAUGUGGGAGCUGAUUCUGGAACAAUUCAAGGACCAAUUGGUUCUUAUCUUGCUUGGUUCGGCCGCUCUGUCAUUUGUGCUCGCUCUUUUCGAAGAGGGCGAUGAUUGGACUGCUUUCGUGGACCCCGUUGUUAUUCUCACUAUCCUCAUCCUCAACGCCGUGGUCGGAGUGACCCAGGAGAGCAGCGCAGAAAAAGCUAUUGCCGCUCUUCAGGAGUACUCAGCCAACGAGGCUAAGGUCGUUCGUGAUGGAAAGAUUCGCAAGGUCAAGGCCGAAGAUUUGGUUCCCGGAGACGUGAUACAAAUUGCGGUGGGUGACCGUGUUCCCGCCGACUGCCGACUGCUCGCCAUCCAGAGCAACAGCUUCCGCGUCGACCAGGCUAUCCUGACUGGCGAGAGUGAGAGUGUUGGAAAGGAGACCCGGGCCAUUAAGGACCGACAGGCUGUCAAGCAGGACCAGAUCAACAUGAUUUUCUCUGGAACUACUGUGGUCAACGGUCAUGCCACGGCUCUUGUCGUGUUGACUGGCAGCUCCACUGCUAUUGGUGACAUUCACGAGAGCAUUACCUCCCAGAUUUCCGAGCCCACCCCCUUGAAGAAGAAGAUCAACGACUUCGGUGACAUGCUCGCCAAGGUCAUUACCGUCAUCUGUAUCUUGGUCUGGGUCAUCAACUAUGAGAACUUCAACGACCCCUCGUUCGGUGGCUGGACCAAGGGUGCUAUCUACUAUCUGAAGAUUGCGGUCUCCCUUGGUGUGGCUGCUAUUCCCGAGGGUCUGGCUGUUGUCAUUACCACCUGUCUGGCUCUCGGUACCCGCAAGAUGGCCCAGAAGAAUGCCGUUGUCCGCUCUCUUCCCUCUGUCGAGACUCUUGGUAGCUGCAGUGUGAUCUGCUCUGACAAGACCGGAACCCUGACUACCAACCAAAUGAGUGUCGAAAAGAUCGUCUACCUGUCCAACUCCGGCAACGACUUCGAGGAAAUCGAGGUUGAAGGUACCACCUUCACCCCGCAGGGCAAACUCACCCGGAACGGAAAGGUUGUUGAGAACUUGGCUGCCUCCUCGUCGACCGUCGGACAGUUGGCCGAAGUCGUUGCCCUCUGUAACGCUGCUACUCUUUCCCACGACGCCAAGAGCGGAGUUUUCUCCAGCAUCGGUGAGCCCACCGAGGGUGCGCUGCGUGCUCUGGUUGAGAAGAUUGGAACCAAUGACCCAGCUCUGAACAAGAGACUUUACAGCCUCCCCGCCUCCGACAGAUUGCACGCCGCCAGCGCUCACUAUGAGUCCCGUCUCCCCCUGAAGGCUACCUAUGAAUUCUCCCGUGACCGCAAGAGCAUGUCCGUCCUCGUCGGCGAAGGCAAUGAGCAGAAGCUGCUUGUCAAGGGUGCCCCCGAAAGUAUCUUCGACCGUUGCUCUCACGUCAUUCAAGGUGCCGAUGGAUCCCGCGUUCCUGUGACCAAGAACCACCUCAAGCUUCUCUCCGAGGAGGUUGUUGAAUACGGUAACCGCGGUCUUCGCGUUAUGGCCAUCGCAAGCGUCAACGGUGUCUCUGGUAACCCUCUUCUGAAGAACGCCUCCACUACUGAGGACUACGCCAAGCUCGAACAGAACAUGACUCUUAUCGGUCUCGUUGGAAUGUUGGAUCCCCCUCGUCCCGAGGUGGCCGAUUCCAUUAAGAAGUGCCACGCUGCCGGAAUCCGUGUUAUUGUUAUCACCGGUGACAAUCCCGCCACUGCCGAAUCUAUCUGUCGCUCCAUUGGUGUAUUCGGUGCCAACGAGGAUCUUACUGGCAAGAGUUACACUGGCCGUGAAUUCGAUAACCUCAGCGAAGGCGAAAAGAUGAAGGCUGUCCAGACUGCUUCCCUCUUCUCCCGCACUGAGCCUAGCCACAAGUCCAAGCUGGUUGAUCUCCUUCAGUCCCUGAAUCACGUUGUUGCCAUGACCGGUGACGGUGUUAACGAUGCUCCCGCUCUCAAGAAAUCUGAUAUUGGUGUUGCCAUGGGUACUGGAACUGACGUCGCCAAGAUGGCCGCUGAUAUGGUCCUUGCUGACGACAACUUCGCUACUAUCACUGUUGCUAUCGAGGAAGGCCGUUCCAUCUACAGCAACACUCAACAGUUCAUCCGCUACCUGAUUUCCUCGAACAUCGGAGAGGUCGUCUCUAUCUUCCUGACUGCCGCCCUUGGUAUGCCCGAGGCUCUUGUCCCUGUUCAGCUUCUGUGGGUCAACCUUGUCACCGACGGCCUUCCUGCCACCGCUCUCUCUUUCAAUCCACCCGACCAUGAUGUGAUGAAGCGUCCCCCUCGUCUUCGUGAUGAGGCUCUUGUCGGUGGCUGGUUGUUGUUCCGCUAUAUGGUCAUCGGUAUCUACGUUGGUGCUGCUACCGUCUUUGGUUACGUUUGGUGGUUCCUCUACAAUCCCGCUGGUCCUGGUAUCACUUUCUCGCAGCUGUCCAACUUCCACAAGUGCUCCUCUCAAUUCCCUGAGAUCGGCUGCGAAAUGUUCAGCAACGACAUGGCCAAGUCCGCAUCGACCGUUUCUCUUUCCAUCCUCGUGGUGAUUGAGAUGCUUAACGCCAUGAACGCUCUGUCCUCUAGCGAAUCUCUCCUGACUUUCUUCCUUAACAACAACCCCAUGCUGGUCUACGCCAUCACCCUCUCCAUGCUCCUCCACUUCGCCAUCCUCUACAUUCCCUUCCUGCAGAACCUGUUCAACAUUCUGCCUCUGGACUGGAACGAGUGGCAGGCAGUGUUGUUGAUCAGCGCGCCUGUGAUCUUGAUCGACGAGGCCCUCAAGUUUGUCGAGCGUUGGCUGUACAACACCAAGGCUGUCAACCCGGUCCAGAACGGCUCCGGCAAGCCUAAGCGGGCUUAA